This is a messenger RNA of Rhodotorula toruloides NP11, 1011 nucleotides long. Its product is annotated as pre-mRNA-splicing factor CWC26. The record is from RefSeq and is a predicted model, not a curated record. Lineage: Eukaryota; Fungi; Basidiomycota; Microbotryomycetes; Sporidiobolales; Sporidiobolaceae. The transcript has 4 exons. Gene Ontology annotation, biological process: mRNA splicing, via spliceosome. Gene Ontology annotation, molecular function: RNA binding. Gene Ontology annotation, cellular component: U2-type spliceosomal complex; RES complex. The coding region runs from base 1 to 1011 and encodes 336 amino acids.
AUGAGCGACCUCCAGGCCUACCUGGCCGCCAGAUACAUGUCUGGCCCGAAAGCCGACGCCAUUCUCGACCGCUCGGAGGACGGCAAGCGCCGUAAGAAGAAGCGCAAAGUCGAGGCGUCUUCAUCGGUUGCGAGUGGCAGCGGGGGAGGGUUGGUCAUUGCAGACGAGGACGGGGCCUGGGGCGCGCAGGAGAACGAGGACGAAGAGUACAAGCCGGUGGUUGAGGAACGGCGCGGCCAGUUCAAGGCAAAGGCAAAGACCGAGUCGUGGGCUACGAUUCGAGAAGCCGACCCUUCCCUCCGACCACCCUCUCCCACGCCCGAACCCGAAGACGAAGCGCCGGCGAUUGCAGAAGUGACAGUCGAGACGGCACCUCGAGGAGGAUUGCAGACGGCUGCCGACUUGCGAGCCGAGCAGGAGCGUAAGGCUGCGGAGCAGGAGCGAAAACGACGGAAGGCGGAGAAAGAGGAGGCACGGCGGAAGGCUGAAGCCCGAGCGAGGGGCGAAGAUGUCGACGAGGCGGAUCCGAAUGCAACUGUCUACCGCGACGCGACCGGACGGCGGAUCGACAUGAAGCUGCUCAAGGCGGAGGAGGCGCAAAAGAAGCGCGAGGAGCUCGAGAAGCAGAUGGCAAAGAUGGAGUGGGGCAAAGGACUGGUCCAGAAGAGCGAGAAGGAGCGGCGGGCGGAGGAGGCGGAGAAGCUCAAGAACAUGUCGUUCGCCAGGCACGCCGACGACGCCGAGAUGAACGAGGAGAUGCGGGAAACGGAGCGGUGGAACGACCCGGCGGCUGCCUUCCUUACGAAGAAGAAGGAGAAGAAGACCAAGGGCCCCAAGUUCCCGACCUACCAAGGCCCUCCUCCGCCGCCGAAUCGCUUCAACAUCCGGCCGGGGUACCGAUGGGACGGAGUCGACCGCAGCAAUGGGUUCGAGAAACGGCUGAUGGAGAGACAGAACGCGAGGGGCGUGUUCAAGGCUGCGAGUCAGGCGUGGUCCAUGGAGGACAUGUAG